Molecule: messenger RNA, 2086 nt
Organism: Toxotes jaculatrix (banded archerfish)
Lineage: Eukaryota; Metazoa; Chordata; Actinopteri; Toxotidae
Gene: sec22bb
Product: SEC22 homolog B, vesicle trafficking protein b
Exons: 5
Coding region: 129-776 (215 amino acids)
Biological process (GO): vesicle fusion with Golgi apparatus; endoplasmic reticulum to Golgi vesicle-mediated transport; retrograde vesicle-mediated transport, Golgi to endoplasmic reticulum
Cellular component (GO): endoplasmic reticulum membrane; Golgi membrane; endoplasmic reticulum-Golgi intermediate compartment
Molecular function (GO): SNAP receptor activity
Source: RefSeq, a predicted model, not a curated record
UCUAGCGUUUCCGGCCAGCUCAGCGCGUCACCCCUGUGGUGUUGUCACUUUAUAGCCUGUCAAACAUUGGGACCAGUCACCUGUAACAUUUACCGGGCGGUGGAGAAACACCAGCGUACUGCGGAGAGAUGGUGCUGUUGACGAUGAUCGCUCGGCUGGCUGACGGUCUGCCGCUGGCCGCUUCGAUGCAGGAGGACGAGCAGUUGGGUCGGGAUCUUCAGCAGUAUCAGAGUCAAGCCAAGCAGCUCUUCAGGAAACUCAAUGACCAGAGUCCCACACGCUGCACUUUAGAAGCUGGUUCCAUGGCAUUUCACUAUUUUAUAGAGAAAGGAGUGUGCUACCUUGUGCUGUGUGAAGCCAGCUUUCCCAAGAAGCUGGCCUUCGCUUACCUGGAAGACCUGCAGGCAGAGUUUCAUGAGCAACAUGGAAAGAAGGUCCCCACCGUAUCCCGGCCUUACUCCUUCAUUGAGUUUGACACCUACAUCCAAAAAACCAAGAAGUCGUACAUUGACAGUCGAGCGAGAAGGAAUCUGGGUAGCAUCAACACAGAGCUCCAGGACGUCCAGAGGAUCAUGGUGGCUAACAUAGAGGAAGUGCUGCAGAGAGGAGAGGCUCUCUCCGCGCUCGACUCCAAGGCCAGCAACUUGUCCAGUCUGUCAAAGAAGUACAGGAGCGACGCCAAGUAUCUGAAUACCCGCUCCACCUAUGCCAAGCUGGCAGCCGGUGGGGUCUUUUUCAUCAUGCUCAUUGUCUAUGUACGCUUUUGGUGGCUCUGAAAAAGAAAGAAGAGAAGAAGAAGAGGAAGGAGAUAUUGAAGGGGAAAAUGAGCUGCACAGUCCGCAGACACAAAGAAAAGUUGUCCACCUUCGACUAAAAAACAGGAUCCGUGCUCUUAAUAAGACUUUACAGACACAACGUCGCCCAUUUUGUUCUCGCCUGUCCAUGGAUGUGUGAUCUGAAUAUAAAUGAUGUCAUAAUACAUAGUUUUAUUAUUAACAGUAAUAUUCAUUGCUUUAUUUUUGAAGGCAAAUCGUGUGCAAGUGUGGAGGAAAAAUGAAGAGAAAAAAACGAGUGAGUUUCCCAAAAGCUGUAGUGUUCUGUAACAGAAGUGGCUCAGUGAAUCUUGUAUACUUCCUAUUUACACAAAAAAAAAACCAAACAUAAUUUUUUUUUUUUUAUCCUGAGCACAUAAUAUGGUUAUUACUGUUCCUUAACGUGAUAAUCAUAUCCAGGGCCCGGACAGGGCACUACAGUUACAGAUAUUUGGAAAACAUGGCGUUAAUCCUUGGGCAGUUGAAUAGACUCAGCGGCAAUGUACACAAAGUAAGUUAAGUAGACUGUUUUUAAAAAAUGCUGUAUGGAAGCCUUGCAACUGCUAUUUCACCUGCGUCUGAUUUGCCAUUAUAGGAUGUCAGUGAUGCUAUAAGGGACUGUACAAAAAUUAUUAGGAGGGAAAGGGUGGUCAGAAAAGAGAUUAGAGUAUUUUUUUUUUCUUUUUGUCAAGUGAGAGGAGUCUGACUUUUUUAGGAGAGCAGGGGGAGGAGUCAUUUCAUUUUUACUCACCCAAGAUUUAUAUUUGAUGAUUUGUUUUUGUUUUUUUUUAAUGGAUAAAAUAGUUGCAAAUGAUGGGUUUUAUAAUGCACAGUGGGUCAUAAAGGUGCUUCUUCUCAUAUGUAGAGGACAAAGGGGGGGGGUGGCAAAGCAAAUAUUAAUAAUGCUGGGGACGGCCUUGCUUUUUUUUUUUUUUUAAAUAGUGAAAUAAAAGAUUGUGUCACUGUUCCCACCCCAAUAAUUUUCAUACAGUCCCCUAACCUAAUCUGAACAGUGUGUAUCCACUCUCCCUUUAUGCUCUCUUGCACCUUGACUGUGUGGACCAGCACCUUUCUGUAAGCAGGCAAAAAAAAAAAAGUCUGGUCAGGUCCUUUUUAUUUUGUAUAAGGUUUACACAAGUCUAGACUCAAUUUAAAAGUGGAUUCAGACUGAAAGUCACAGGUGUUAAACACAGCUGCCGUCUGCUCUCAGCUGGAAAGGAUACCUUCUCUUUUUCCGUUCUGUCUGCUACUUAUAAAUAAAAUCAUUUGUUAGA